Cricetulus griseus (Chinese hamster) is the source of this 520-nucleotide messenger RNA. The record is from RefSeq and is a predicted model, not a curated record. NCBI's taxonomy places the organism in Eukaryota, Metazoa, Chordata, Mammalia, Rodentia, Cricetidae.
AUGAGCUUGAGGCUGUGCCACCUGCUGGCCACCACCUGCUGGCUGGCAGGAAUCCCCGUAGCUCUGGUCUUCACCAUCUGGCUCUUCAACUUCCCAUACUGUGGGUCUCGGGGCAUUCGGCACUACCUCUGUGACAUAGCACCUCUGCUGAGCCUGGUGUGUGCAGACACCAGAGUCUUCGAGGCCAUCAGUAUUUUCGUGAUCACAGUGGUAUUUAUGAUGGUUCCUGUCUCUCUCAUACUCAUGUCCUAUACCAGGAUUCUGGUUGCCGUCCUUUGGAUGCCAUCAUCUUCUGGGCGCCACAAGGCCCUGUCUACCUGUGUCUCCCACCUUAUCGUGGUAAUUCUGUUUUAUUGCACAACCGGGGUCAUCCACUUGCGCCCCAAGUCCAGCUACUCUCCUGAGAGCAAGCAAGUGGUGUCCCUGUCAUACACCAGCCCCAUGCUCAACCCCCUCAUCUACAGCCUGAGGAACAAGGAAGUCAAAGCUGCCUUAGUUCGUGUCUUCAUUCAGAGACGAG